This is a messenger RNA of Ambispora leptoticha, 1884 nucleotides long. The record is from the annotation of a GenBank genome assembly. NCBI's taxonomy places the organism in Eukaryota, Fungi, Glomeromycota, Glomeromycetes, Archaeosporales, Ambisporaceae.
AUGACGAUAUUCCCUGGUCACGCUCCUCUGUGUAUGGGGAUCGUUGGUACAUGUUUCUUUGUGUACCACGCCGUGCAAAAGCUCGCCAAUAUUACCGCAGAAAUCGGCAAGAUCAGAGUCGAAAUUAAUGAUAAACUUAUCUCGGAAAUCACAAAAAUUAAUUCUCGUGAUGUUUUAAUUUCGUGGAACGCGAAUGUGGAAAGUGUGAAAGACAUCGUAACCACAACCACUUCAAGAGAGGAGGUUAUCAAGCAAGCAAAAGCCCUCAAGAUACAAAAGUUACGGUGUCCCUCGAUAAAAGGGCUAUGUAGCGAGGAUUUCAUUGCACCAAAAGAUCGUUUCCAUGAUGACUAUGUCACUUCAAGACCAAUGAGCGAGUGGCAUAACAUAGAUUCUUAUGUCACCAAGUUACUGGAGAAUAAUCCAGGGUUAUCAGAAAAUGGUUGUUUCGCAGUCUGUUGCCGGAGCUUGAGUUCGUUAUCAAAACAGGAUUCGGAUUGGCCAAACAGUGUCUCUAAAUACGCCUCCAUGUUACUUUCAAAAUGGAAGGGACCCGAAAAACAACACUGGCUUGAGCUCGCAAAAAAAACCAUUCAGCGUAAACGCGACGAUGAGAAGAUUUCAUCUAACAACGCUGAAAUUCAACAGAAAAAAAUUAUCCAACAUCAACGAACCACGAUUUCUGCUAUUAACUUAGUCACCGAAGAAAUCGAUGAUCUAGCACCGCGUAAACGUCAACGUGAACAAGAGCCACGAACACCAGAAAAUAAAGAAGGAGAGCCUUUGAAUGGGAUGGCACUCAGGAAAACAAAGAAGAUUUGUUACACUGAAUUCUCAAAUCCAAGUUCAUCAGAUUUAGAGGAUGUAGAAAGCACACCAUGUCCAACAACUCGUUCAGUCACACGUGCUUUAAUGGUGACGCCUAAUAAGCCCAUUAUUACGAAAGCAACAUAUGAUGAAUAUUCUGCACAUAUAAUUUGUGCUUUUAAUACAACGAUACAUCUUGUCAAGAAAACAAUUGGAGAACAAGACUAUGAAAAAGUUAAAACUAUACUUCAAAUGGGGAACAAAUUGGUCAUGAAAGAUUCAAUAGUAGAAAAGCUCAAAAAAAUAUUUCAAUCAGAAUAUUCUGAAGUCGAAUCGAAAAUAAUUUCAGAGACAAAGAUUGACGAUAAUCAAACAACGGAUGAGGAUAGGUUUAUGUUCUUCAUACGAUAUGCAUUACUAGACUUUGUCUCAAAGUUUAAGUUUUUGAUGCCAAAAGUCAUGGACCGCGACAUGCUUGAACGAUCUUAUAUCAUUGAAGUCCUGUCACCAAUUCUCCUCGCAUUUCGCAAAGCGUUUCCUGAUGUAAAGUAUAUGUGGGUAGAGAAGGAUGUGAGAUCAAUCAAAGAAGCAAACGUUAUGUUUAUGGGUAAUAUCGGAGAACGAAAGACAGAUUUACUCAUUCUCAGGUUAUCAGACGCAAGAGAACUGUUGAACGUUGAAGUAUCUGGACCUCCUUAUAGAUCCACAAAAAAGCAUACGGUUGGCGAUGUAAAAAAACUAUUAGUGAUGGCUAUCUGCAGUCUAUGUCGACUCCUUGGCAACAAUCUUGAUUGCAACAUUGAAGAUGCCAAAAAUGUUAAAACUUAUAGCAUCCAGGUUAUAGGAGAUCGACUUACAUUGUUUGCUGUUUCUCUAGCAGACAAAAAAAAGUAUUUGGCUGUUGAAUUGGCCUCUUUUAUUCGAAAUGAAUUUGUGGAACAAGAAGUAUUACAAAGGAAAAUCCGUUGCUUUAUUCCAACUGACGAUUGUUCUGAAAAUUUAAGAGAGUGGUUACAUCUACCGGAUGAUGACAUUUCACUUGUGACAGAAGAAGAUAUGGACGAAAUCUUUCUGUGA